UUGGGCUUGAUUUUAUAUUCAGUACACCGUUUUGCCUUUCUAGGCCAGUUUUAUUGUAAAGUUUAGUGUAGUAAGUUCUUAAAAACGUGUAACAAAAAAAUCGAAAGUAAAAAAAUUUAGAAUAAUCGGAAAACGAAUGACUCAUACUAGUUCCGCAUAAACAAAAAAAUCUCAAAAAGGCAAUACAAAUUUACAGAACAAAACUUUAGAGAUGGGGCCCAAGAAGAAGUCCGUAUUUAUCGCUGAACAGCCGCCAGAAAUCCCACAACCAGAGAAGAAAGCCAAGCCCAAGAAAGAGCCCCUUCCCGUUUUUGUAUUCGAUGUCAUUGUCACAAGUGUGGAGGCCAAGGGCACGCAGUUCACCAAUCCAGCCAAGCUCGAAAUCACUGCUAACUUCUUUAAGACUUCAAUUCCGCUCGCCGCCAGUCAGAUAAAUGCUACUGAUUUUAAGCCCAACGCUGGUCUUACCUUUCAAGUGGAACCCAAGGAUAUCCGUAAGAAUGUCAACGAAUGUGGUAUAUCCUUCACUGUGGUAUACAGCAAGAAGACGAUCGGUUCUGGGCAAGCAUCCUUUCCGCCCAGCAUAACGGAUACUAUCGACAAGGAAAUGAGCGAUAUCCUCUACUCGGACGUCAUUAAUUUGACUUCAGGCGGUCAAGUGACCGGCACACUGGAGUUUAUUUGCCGCCUGGUCGUUAUGUGCAUUGCAGAAGAGCCUGAGCCCGAUUCCACCUUCAACAUGGACAGGAGCAUCAAUCCGCAAGACAUCAUGUUCGUAAUGGGUGAGUCGCAGGUGUGUCCCAGUGCAUGCGAACCCUGUCGAAAUGACUUGUCGGAGGAAGAUGGCGAUGAGCGGCUCAAACUGGACCUGGAUCGUUACCGCAGUCAGGGCGGAGGUAUAAAGCCAUACAAAAUGAUGACAGAAAAUGGAUCUGGUAUACCAGCCUGUUGUGAACUGAAGAAAAUGGCCAUCGAGUACGAACGGAUGAUCGAUUCAAUAACCAAGCAAACGGGCAUGCCACCGCCCAAGCCUCCGUGUCGUGAUCCCGAUGAAGUAAACAGCUUCGGCAUGAAUCCCUGCUGGUGUCAGCCUGAGCCUCCACCAUUUCAAGAGCUGCCGGAAAAACCGGACAAGCCAUGCUUUGUUUAUCUGCCUGCCACCUUAGAUCAGGAGCCAGACUUUUGCGAGAAGAAUCUUAUUCCGGUGCCCAUUGCCGACUGCGAUGGCCAGAAGCCGGAUAUCAAGCCCAUUCGCUUCUGUCCUGUCUGUCUGACCAAUAUGUCGUGGAUGCCGAAGUUUGCAGCAUGUCCGAAAUGUGGAAUUAAACCGAUGCCCGUCGUGGAGGAGAGGCAUAAGGAGAAAAAGCUUUCCGCUGAUCAGAUUCUACUCGAAUAUUUGGGUAAGGGACCGCCCACCGUCGAAGACUAUUGCGUCGAUCCUUGCGAGCAGGCUAAAAAGAAUAAACAGACCGCCGAGGACGACUGUCCUCCGUGUCGUUGUACCUGCAAGUUCGGUAAGAUCUGUGCCCACUGUCGUAUCCGGAAUAUGUGUGCUGAUAUAUUCAAGAGCGAUAAGAUUGCGCCGAAGUGCCCAAAGGUAGAGCCUCAGGAAUCGGAGGAUUACUGCGUGGUGAAUAAAAGCUCAGAAGACUGUCGUCCAUAUUUGGCUAAAGUUUUCUCUGAACUUCGUGAUCUAUACGAUAUCAAAGAUACCAAGAAGUUGUCCGAGCUGGACGAGAACUGCGAUCGAGCUGUGCCCAAAACGGAAAAGCCCGAUAAACAGGAUGCCAAAAAGAUCGAGAGUUCGGCGCCCAAGAAAGCGGUCUAUGUACCACCGAGCAAUAAGGGCCAGGUUACCAGCAGACACAAGCAGUGUGUCCUCCAAUCGGGAUUUGUUUCCCGUCGGCAUGGUUGGGCUUGGAGCAAAAGCUGGGAGGCAAAGAAAUUGGGCUGGCGACCUGGAGCCAUUCGUAAGCCCAUUAAGCAUCUGAUGAAAUUCUUCCUGGAGAAAGAUCCUGCUAAGACUCCCAAAUGCAAGGACACUGAAACCUUGGAGCGGGAAAAGGAGUUAGCCUCGCCAGUUUUGAAUAUCAGCAAGAAGAACGGUGAGAUCUUUAUCACCCUGCGGCCGCUUGCUCCUCUGGGUAUGCGUCAGAAGCCAGUCACUUUCCGUAUCGUAAAGAGCGAUCUGGCGGUUGCUUUGCGGGAGAUCAAGAGGAAGCUGAAGGACAAGGGUUUCCGCAAAUGCACCUGCCACCAAACCCUUAUGAUGUGUCACUGCCGAGAUCCGGUCGAAAAAGUUCAUCUCCAAAGAGCUCUGAACAGGGAGUGCCGACGCCAUUGUAUUCCUCCAGCUGGAGAUCAUCUUGUGCUCACGGAUACCAGCGAAAGCGACAUGGAGUUCGACUUUGAUGUAACACCGCCAGCGGGAAUCGAGCAACCAUGUCAACCGCCGUCACCAGAAACAAUCAACCAUGGCACCCAGACCUCUAAGAAGGACCAGAUGCCUGUUCCCCCGAAGUAUCCCAUCAAGGUUCCUCCUUACUACAGAAGAUUUGACUGCGCCGUCGGCGAUCGCUAUAUGGGCACUGCAUUUGGUUAUCCGGGAGAAGAGGUCUUCGAAGAUGGUAUCUUUGGAAUGAUGGGCGGUGGGCCUCAUGGGUUCAAUCCAAUGCCCUGCGGAAGACCUAGAGUUCCAGGAGCUUGGGGUGGUGGAGGUGCUGGUGGUGCUGGUGGUGCUGGUGGUCCAGGUGGUGCUGGUGGUCCAGGUGCAGCGUUUGGCCCAGGCGGCGGCGGUGGUGGAGUCUUCGCCGGUCGAACCGGUCGUGGCCCUGGAGGUCCAGGAGGUCCAGGAGGCCCAGGAGGUGGUCCCGGUAAGAUGGGUGGUGGAGCCUGGAAAGGAUUCCCCGACGCCGCCAUCGGUAAAGGCAAAGGCGGUAAAUCUGAACCGAUACCAGUGCGCUUCCCCAAGAGAUUCCUCAAACCAGCCGAGGAUGCUGCAAAGGCGGCCAAGCAAGCGGCGAAGGAUGCUAUAGCGACGAAAAAGAAGGGCAUCAACAUGAUCAAAUAUCUGCAGAAGAAGGGCACACUAGUAAGGCCCUGGAAUCCGCAGGAGGGCAAAGACAAGAGGCCAAGGCCUCCCAAAGGUGGCCCGAUCGGAGACGAUGGUCUCAGGGAUAGGGAAAGAAGGAUUAAAAUGCUCCUUUCCGUUCCGCCUCCUCCACUUAGUUCGAUUCCAAGGCGGGGCAAAGCCUAUGAUCCCUGCGUGGAACCCUUUCGCUAUGAUAUUGUCAUGUGAGAACGGCAUUAGUCUUUCGGUGAACUAUAUGGUCUUAAGUCUCCGCAUCCAUUUCAAUGUCUCAAACAUUUCAAUUGGCUCAUUAAUAUACUCUGUCUCGAACAUUUUAUAAUAUAUAUAAAAAUUGUA
Messenger RNA from Drosophila eugracilis, 3427 nucleotides. RefSeq lists its product as uncharacterized. NCBI's taxonomy places the organism in Eukaryota, Metazoa, Arthropoda, Insecta, Diptera, Drosophilidae. The record is from RefSeq and is a predicted model, not a curated record.